AUGCCCGAGUUAAGUUACGGGCCUUCCAUUGUCAGUGAGCCACGAGCAGCAUGGAACACCACCGACGAUGGCCAAGGCACUGUCCUGCACGCCAGCAACAACAAUAGCGGCAGCAGUGUUUUUUUGCCCAACUCAACGAGCAGCUCAGCCAAGGCGUCCAUUCAAGGCGGCCCCUUGGAGAGCAACUAUACCAGCAACAAUAUCGUCAUGAACAGCGGCGGCAAUGACGAUGGGGAGGUGCAUGUGCGCAAGGAUCCUGCUGAGCCGACUACUGAGGAUGAUAAAUGGAUUUGGGUGCUUGAUCCGCUCACGCGCAAGCUGCGCGUGCCACUCUCGCAGCUUGUACCCACUCAAGCCACAGCGACCACAGGGACUGUGCCUUCCCUUUGCAUCUCAUUUUUGGAGGGGCGUUGUCGUCACCAGUGGUGCAGGCAGGCGCAUGUACUUCCCUGCGCCAUCCCGCAGCUACGCCAUGAGGCGCUACAUGCGCCGACGUGCUGUCGAUUGCACGACGAUCCAAACGACACAUCUGUCCUGACAAGUCGUUUUAAGUACAUUCGCGUUGUGAACAACAACGGCAACAGUAACUCCACGAGUGGGGACAAUGACAAUGACGCAAGCGACUUGAUUCCUACAAAACGUGUGGCUCAAACGGUGGGGCUGCUGCGCUUUAUGGCACACAGUGUGCCUCCGCCAAAGAAGCGGCACAAUUCCCAACCGUUCUCAAAAGAAGAAGGCAACACCCGGCCAGUAGAUGCCGGGGACACUGCGGGGGAAACAGAUACAAACACUGGCAAACCCACAGCCAACGAUACCGACGAUCGAGAGUUAGUCUUGGAUCUUCCUGCUAAACUUAUCUGUCGUCUGCAUCUUUCUCAUCGUUGCCGCUACUUAGAGGACUGCAAUAACAUACACAUCUGCCGCGAGUGUGAGCUGCGGCUUCAGCCCCCGUCACAUAUAAUGGCGGUGUUGUCCACUGUGACUCCUGCAACACGCACCAUCACGGUUGGUGACACAUGCUACGCCACGACGCAGCUCGCUGUGGGUGAGGUCACGGACGGGGAAUUUCGUGCCAUCUGCGAACAGCAGCGACAUGCCGUUUUGCCGCAGUCUUGGAGUGAAUCCCAGAGUGUGGCUCCGCACAAGAGCCCAUUGAUCUGUGGCGGCAGUGCGGCGUCAUCGCUUGUAGGCGGCAGUGCGUCAUCACCGAUGUUUGCUGCAGGGAAAAUAACAGCGGAGAGCAAAGUUACUAACAACACCAAUGCCACAAACAGCGCCGCAAACAGCUGCCGUAUGCUUUUUCCUGGAAUCGCAGCAAACGGGCAGAGUGGCGCGGACUCGCCUAUUGCUGCAGGUGCCCUUCUUCAAGGGGGGCAGUCACACGCAAUUUUGCAGCCUGUGACACGCGCGCUGCGCAUCUACGACGUGCGUUUUAAGGCCAACCAAACCAACGCAUCCAACAACAUCCUGGGCGGCUCCAGCACCAAUGCUGUCAAAAACAACAUGGGCGGCUGCGGUGCGAAAAACCACGGCAAUAGCAGCGGUGGUGGCAACAACAACAACAACAACAACAACAACAACAGUGGAGCCGUGGUCAAGCAUAAUGGCAGUGGCGGCAACGGUGGUGUGCGGGGCGCGGGCGGCAACGGCAGUCAUUACCCUCACGGCCACCAUCAUGCUGGCAGGCACGCGGCAGUGAAGGGCACAAUUAGUUAG
This is a messenger RNA of Trypanosoma rangeli, 1716 nucleotides long. RefSeq lists its product as uncharacterized. The record is from RefSeq and is a predicted model, not a curated record. The transcript has a single exon. Bases 1 to 1716 code for a protein of 571 amino acids. NCBI's taxonomy places the organism in Eukaryota, Euglenozoa, Kinetoplastea, Trypanosomatida, Trypanosomatidae.